Messenger RNA from Magallana angulata, 1870 nucleotides. Its product is annotated as cytochrome P450 4F2-like. NCBI's taxonomy places the organism in Eukaryota, Metazoa, Mollusca, Bivalvia, Ostreida, Ostreidae. Gene Ontology annotation, molecular function: monooxygenase activity; oxidoreductase activity, acting on paired donors, with incorporation or reduction of molecular oxygen; heme binding. The record is from RefSeq and is a predicted model, not a curated record. Bases 206 to 1702 code for a protein of 498 amino acids. The transcript has 12 exons.
AUAUGUAAACACUGGACGGUCGGCCGUGUAAAGUACAAGGUCACACGUUUCAUCUAGGUGUUCUAUCUGCGGAAUUUACGGAGGCUUUGUGAAUAAGGUCCCUGAUGUACUUUUAAACCAGCCUCAGCAGCCGUUAGCGUUUCGUACCAGUCCUAUGGUGUUGAAACUUAUCACAAUAAACUGAGGAGAAACAUAUCCCGGUGAAAUGAUUGUAACAACAGUGUUGUAUGGAGCUCUACUAUCUAUUCUAGUUGUGUUUUUAAAACAAGUUUAUCAAUUUAAACAAUGGAGACGACUCACGGCGCAAACGACAAUGUUAGAUUCAUGGCAUCCGAUUUGGGGACAUUUACACUUGAUCAAUGACGUGUCUGAUUAUAUUCGACUGGUGACAGACAAGAUACAGACAUCAGGGACAAAGAUGACUAGUGCUUGGAUGAUGUUCUUCUUCCCUGUGUUUACUGUAUGUCAUCCAGACACGGCGAAGGUCCUCUUCAAGUCCUCUGAACCAAAACCCAAAUACUCUCUAGGAGGAUCAUACAGAAUGUUACUACCAUGGUUAGGCGAUGGUUUACUGAUAUCGGACGGCAAAAAGUGGGAGAGAAACCGUCGGCUGCUGACUCCCGCCUUCCAUUUUGACAUUCUCAAACCCUACGUGCAGAUCUAUAAUGAUGUCACAGAAAUAUUCCUUGAAAAGCUACAGAAAGCAUGUAAUUCUGGAAAAAGCAUAGAAAUAUAUAGCCAGGUUUCCCUGGCAACGUUAGACACCAUGUUAAGAUGUUCUUUGUCAUAUGAAGGCCAUGUACAAGAAAAAGGAGACAGUCACCCGUAUGUUCAGGCCGUGAGACGUCUAGGUUUUCUAUCCAUAAGGAGGCUAAUGAAUCCGUUGCUGCAUCCAAAUUUCUUGUUUUGGUUGUCACCCACUGGCAGAGAAUACAAACAACAUAACGACUAUGUACAUGAAUUUGCUGAUGAAAUAAUCACUUCUCGCAGGAAAAGUCUCGAGAAAGAUCCAAACCAGUUGCAGAAGAGCAAAUUGGAUUUCCUUGACAUUUUAAUCACAGCCAAAGACGAAAAUGGUGAAGGUUUGAGUGAUUUAGACAUCAGAGCCGAGGUAGACACAUACCUGUUCGAAGGGCACGACACAACGGCAUCUGCCAUUAGCUGGGCAAUUUACUGUCUGGCCAAAUAUCCGGAAGAGCAAGAAAAGAUCUACAAAGAAGUGACGUCAGUUCUUGACGGAAGAUCACAACUUUCAUGGGAGGAUAUGAGUCGUCUUAAAUACACCACCAUGUUCCUGAAAGAAGUGAUGCGCAUGCACAGUCCUGUUCCUUUUAUAAGUCGAUGGCUGACCAAGCCUAUGAUCCUGGAUGGCGUUGAAAUCCCGGAGAAUGUUACUGUGGACAUUUUUAUCCACUGUAUCAACCAUCAUCCAGAUGUCUGGCCCGACCACAUGGAAUUCCGUCCUUCCAGAUUUGAAGACUACAAGAGCCAGGACAAGGACCCUUACACAUACGUUCCUUUCUCUGCCGGGUCAAGGAAUUGUAUCGGGCAAAAUUUUGCUUUGAAUGAAGAAAGGGUGAUGAUUGGUGCUUUAGUCAAACGAUUCAAGGUCGAACUGGUGGAAGGUCACGUGUAUGAGGAAUACCCGGAAGUAGUGAUGAGGGCAAAAUACGGAAUUAAAAUCAAUGUCAAACAGCGUUAAUACUCUUCAUUAGACUAACUGACAGCUUUGAUUGAUUCAAACCUCAUCUUAAUUUUAUAUUGUUGUAAACUAUGUUAGUGACACAUGUUGAUGGGCAGCUUUGUGUAUGUGAGCCUUUACACUUCUAUAAAGGAAGUUCUAUUCUGAUUAAAAAGUUAUGAGACCCAA